Molecule: messenger RNA, 610 nt
Organism: Drosophila rhopaloa
Lineage: Eukaryota; Metazoa; Arthropoda; Insecta; Diptera; Drosophilidae
Gene: UQCR-14L
Product: cytochrome b-c1 complex subunit 7
Exons: 2
Coding region: 114-449 (111 amino acids)
Biological process (GO): mitochondrial electron transport, ubiquinol to cytochrome c
Source: RefSeq, a predicted model, not a curated record
UAUUAAACAAAUUGUUCAAAUUUGUCACUGAGUAAAUUGUCAGCUCUAUUUCAACCAGGCAUAGCUAACAUAAAAACCAGCAACUUUCUAAAUUUGUUCUUUUAUCGUAAAUCAUGUCGAAGUAUAUGGCCAGAGUGGGUCCUGCGGUUUUCUCCAAGCUGGGCAAAUGGGCCUACGAAAUGUCCGGAUUCAAUCAAUACGGUCUGCAUCGCGACGAUUGUCUUUAUGAGAACGAGGAUGUGGCAGAGGCAGUGCGUCGCCUGCCCCGCAAAAUGUACGAUGAGCGAAACUAUCGCAUUCUACGGGCACUCCACUUGUCCAUGACCAAAACGAUCCUGCCCAAGGAGCAGUGGACCAAGUACGAGGAGGACAUCAAGUACUUGGAGCCCUACCUAAAUGAAGUGGUAAAGGAGCGGGAGGAACGCGAGGAGUGGAACAAAACUCAUUGAAAAUCAGUGUACUUAUAAAACAUAGUACUUCAAAAUGAGGUGCACCGUGGUCUGUAAACAGUUGCAAGUAAUAAACCAAACUAAUAAUCAAAAAACUAAGACCAUUAAGACUAUGUUCAAAUGCAUUCACUUUUAAAAUAAAAUAUUGCUUUAAUAUCAUA